Molecule: messenger RNA, 1143 nt
Organism: Trichomonas vaginalis G3
Lineage: Eukaryota; Parabasalia; Trichomonadida; Trichomonadidae
Product: armadillo (ARM) repeat-containing protein family
Exons: 1
Coding region: 1-1143 (380 amino acids)
Source: RefSeq, a predicted model, not a curated record
AUGCAGACAGCUCUCAGAGAAUUAAGAAUAAUCAUCGACUAUGAACCUGUCAUUUUUAAUCAUUCCCAAUUUCAUCAGUUAAUAGACAUCGCUAUUCACACAGAAUCGGAAGUAAUACAUACUUUAGUGAUGUAUAUACUUGAUAAAAUUACAGAAUACCAGCAAGAUUUACUAAAUCGUUUAGUACCUUUAGACUUUUUAAGUUUAUUCUUCGAACAGCUACCAAACAAGAACUUAUUGAUAGUCAUGAUAGAUUUUAUUCCUGUUUUGAAAGGAUUGCCUGAAUAUUUAGCUGAAUAUGGAAUUUUUCAGCUUUUGGAAAAAUACGUUGCCGAACCAAUUCCCGAAAUUACAAAAGAAUGCUUAACUGUCAUCAAACGACUCGCGAAAUUCAAUUAUACUGAUAUUUCAUACAUAGAGAUUUUAUGUAAUUAUAUUUCAAUAGAAGAUAUUAAUUCUAGUUUAUUAGUAAGUGCAUUGGACACUAUAUCAGCCAUUUGUGAAGUUAAUUCUCAAGCAAGAGCUAUAAUUCUUAAAAAUUUUCUAACACCAGAAUUAUUAUCAAGCGAAAAGUACUUUAAACAUAUUAUUGCAAUAUACAUAUCAUGUUUUCUCACAGAUUUCGAUCAAACUAUGUCUUUGAUUACACCAGAAUCAAUUUUACCGUUCCUUUCAUUCGAAAAUGAGAAUAAAGUGAAAGGAACCAUUUAUUUCUUCUACAGAAUCUCCAAAACUCAGCUCGGAGCCGAUUUAAUUUGGAAUAACACAGAAAUUUUUCAUUCUUUAAUACAAACAUUAUUACAACCGAAUCUAAAGUUCAAGAUAAUACAAAAUGCAUUUAAGGCAUUUACACAAUCUGUAAUCAGAGCUCAAGCCAAUAUUGAUCCAAAAAUUUUCCUUGAAAAUGACAUUUUUUCCACAAUCUGUGAGAUGACACAGACUUCACAUAGAUCACAGUUAAAGCAGAACCUUAAUUGUAUAUUGAAAAUUCUUGAAUUUACAAAAACUACAGAUACAUCAGUAUUUGAAGAACUAGCCAACUCAGAAACACUAUUUACUUUACUUGAUGAUACAAAUAAUAGCAAAGAAGAGCAAAUAAAUGAGUUAGUUAACCAGAUAUAUGCUAUUGUUGAAGAAGAUUAG